AUGGCGGAGGGCUUGGCUCCCUGGGUUGGGCUCUCCUGGGCACAAGAGCUGGAGGGCCCUGGCAGAAGGUCGUCCCGGCCACUGGACCAGGAGAACCCAGAAGUGGUGCAUGGCUGCGUGUGUGUGGAUCAGACAGUGCGAAAAUGGGCACUGUUGGAGAGAAGUGGGUGCAGGAGGGUUGCCAAAGGUGCACUGUCUUCCUUCCCUUACACGUCCCACCCCCUCGGAAACAAAGAGGUCCCUGGAUCUGUGGCUGGCUCUUGUGUUCCUGCCGCAGGCCACAGAGCUUCCUCAGAGGAGCCGCCGCAGGAGACCUCCAAGAGCCCCCUACCAGACCUCUGGCUGCAGCUGACUGAGCUGGACAGCAGCUCUGAGAGUGACGGAGGCAGCCCCUUGGAGGAGGACGAGCCGGGCUGGGAGGAGCCCCCGGAGUCUCCGCUCAUCCAGGUGAUGUUGCACCUGCUCUCCUUCCUGGAGCGCUACACCCAGAUGCAGCAGCUUCAGGAGAAGGCCGGCGAAUACCGCUCACGUUUGCGCCAGGAGGAGAGCCAGUGGCGCCGGCAGCUACGUGGUCUGAAGAGGGCCUACCAGCAGCGGGUGAGGGACAAGCUCAGUGUGAUUGAGAGCCUGGAGGCCGUCAUCUUGGAGCAGCAGGGCCUUCUGGAGAAGAUGCAAGGAGGCACGAAGCUGCCACCAUCCACUGGCCUGCUCUGUCCCGUGGCCCCCGGGGGGCUGCACCAGCUGGUGGAGACCGUCAGUGCCCUCCAGGGGGAGAGGAGUCGCCUGGCAGAGGAGGUGGUGGGUCUCCAGCAGCGAAUGGAAGAACGAGAGAGGGAGAAGCAGCAGCUGGCCAGGAGCUUCCAUCUUCAGAUCGAGGGCCUGAAGCAGCAGAUCCAAGCGCGGGAGGAAGAACGGGAGCAGCUUCGCCUGGGCACGGGCGUGACCGACUCGGAGAAGCGGAUCUACAACCUCACCGUGGAAAACGAGGGUCUGAAGCAGGGCCUGCGCCUCUCCCAGGGGCUUCUGCAGCAGGCGGCUGCCGUGUCCACCCAGCCCUCUGCUCUUGUGGUCAAGGAAAACGAGGCCCUUCGCAGCAAAGUGCUGCAGCUGGAGGCCAGCCUGCAACAGAAGGUGGAGGAGCUGGUGCGCAUGGAGGCGCGCAUGGACCAGCUCCAGUGGCGCAAGGAGGAAGAGGUGCGCCAGCUUGACAGGCAGCUGUGUGGGCUCCAGCUCUCUCUGGAGGCACAAAAGAACCGCCCCUCCGAGAUCCAGUACAUCACCAAGGUGGUGGAGGCUGAUUCUCCACAGACAUUGCAAGCUUUGGCCAAAGCGGAAGAGCAGAACAGGGUCCUGAUGCAGCAGCUCUCCUGCCAGGCGCAGCGGUGCCAACGGCUAGCAGAGCAGCUUCAGGGCUCUGAGGGGGCUGCGGUUGCCCUCCGGCACAAGAUCUCUGCCUAUGAGAAGGAGGUCUCGGGGCUGCGCCAGGAACUGCUGCACGAGAUCGGUCUGUUGGAGGCGCAGAAGGAGGAGGCUGUCCAGGAGGCCUCCCGGUGCUCCGAGCAGCAGGCCCAGCCCCUGCGCGAGCAGCUGGCAGGAAUGAAGCAGCACCUGGACACCCUCCACCCCCUCCUCCGGGGCCUGCAGUCGGACCUCAGGAGCCUCCGGGGAGAGAUGGGGAGUUUUGCCAGCUGCUAUGAAGCCGCAAUCGAGGAGGCCAAGCUGCAGAUGUGCUCCGUGAUCAAGGAAGUGGCGAAUACCAGCCAUUCUCUGCAGGAGCGCUACCAGCGGGAGGUGCAUCUUCGCAAGAAAUACCACGACCAGCUGCUGGAGCUGAAAGGCAACAUCCGGGUCCUGUGUCGCCUGAAGCCGCUGACCGAGGAUGAGCAGCAGGGGGGCCCAGGGGGGGCCUGGGUGGAAGCCAGCCCGGCCGAGGACGGGUGCGUGACCGCUUGCUACAAGGGGAAGGAGCACUCCUUCAGGCUGGACAAGGUCUUCCUGCCGUGCGCCACGCAGGAGGAGGUCUUCCUGGAGAUUGAGCCGGUGGUGGUGUCUUGCCUGUACGGCUACAACGUUUGCAUCUUCGCCUACGGACAGACGGGCUCAGGCAAGACCUACACCAUGGAGGGGCUCCCGGGUAACCCGGGGAUAAACCAGCGGGCCCUGCAAGCCCUCUACCAGGAGAUGGAGGCCAAGGAGGAGGAGGCGUGGAAGUACUCGGUCAGCCUCACCAUGGUAGAGAUCUACAAUGAAGUGAUCAGAGACCUACUGACCAAGGAUCCCCAGGAGAAACUGGACAUCAAGCUGCACCCUGACGGGAGUGGCCAGCUGCACGUCCCAGGCCUCACCAGCGUGGAGGUGCAGAGCCUCUGCGAGGUCCAGAAGAUUCUCCUACUGGGAAAGCGGAACCGCACGACCUUCUCGACUAACAUGAAUGCGCACAGCUCCCGCUCUCAUGCUCUUCUCACGCUCACGCUCACCGGCACUGACCUGACCAGCGGCACCAAGUGUCCUUCCAGGCAAGCUGAAUCUGGUGGACCUGGCCGGCUCAGAACGGGUGUGGAAAUCUGGCGCGCAGGGGGAGCGUCUGAAGGAAGCCCAGAGCAUCAACCGGUCCCUGCUGGCCCUGGGCGAGGUGAUCCAGGCCCUCCAGACCAAGCAGGCACACGUGCCUUUCCGCAACUCCAAGCUCACCUACCUGUUGCAGGACUCCUUGGGCAAGGGCAGCAAGACGGUCAUGAUGGUGCAGAUUUCCCCCCUAGAGAGAAACGUGGGCGAAUCCAUCUGCUCUCUCAAGUUUGCCCAGCGCGUCUGCAAGGUGGAACUGGGCCCAGCCUCCCGCCGCAUCACCUCCCUGGCCCAGCGUGA
Messenger RNA from Python bivittatus (Burmese python), 2865 nucleotides. The record is from RefSeq and is a predicted model, not a curated record. NCBI's taxonomy places the organism in Eukaryota, Metazoa, Chordata, Lepidosauria, Squamata, Pythonidae.